This is a messenger RNA of Camelina sativa (false flax), 984 nucleotides long. RefSeq names its product aquaporin TIP2-1. NCBI's taxonomy places the organism in Eukaryota, Viridiplantae, Streptophyta, Magnoliopsida, Brassicales, Brassicaceae. The record is from RefSeq and is a predicted model, not a curated record. Gene Ontology annotation, cellular component: membrane. Gene Ontology annotation, biological process: transmembrane transport; water transport. Gene Ontology annotation, molecular function: water channel activity.
CCUAUAUAAAGAGAAGGGCAUGGAACAGGUCUUAUCAUCUCCUUCAUUAACCAAAAAACAAUUAUAGCAUUUUCUUCUUUCCUCUACAACAAUGGCUGGAGUUGCUUUUGGUUCUUUUGGUGAUUCCUUCAGCUUGGCUUCUCUAAAAGCGUACCUUGCUGAGUUCAUCUCCACUUUGCUCUUUGUUUUUGCUGGUGUUGGCUCUGCCAUUGCCUACGCGAAACUGACGUCCGACGCUGCUCUUGAUACGCCGGGACUAGUGGCCAUCGCGGUUUGCCAUGGUUUUGCUCUCUUCGUGGCGGUUGCAAUCGGAGCCAAUAUCUCCGGUGGCCAUGUGAACCCAGCCGUCACUUUUGGUCUAGCCGUCGGUGGUCAAAUCACAGUCAUCACCGGAGUUUUCUACUGGAUCGCUCAGCUUCUCGGCUCCACUGCCGCUUGCUUCCUUCUCAAAUUCGUCACCGGCGGUUUGGCGGUUCCAAUCCACAGCGUUGGAGCUGGACUAGGAGCAUUAGAAGGAGUAGUGAUGGAGAUCAUCAUCACCUUCGCUUUGGUCUACACCGUCUACGCCACCGCUGCUGAUCCCAAGAAGGGUUCUCUCGGAACUAUCGCUCCUCUCGCUAUUGGCCUCAUCGUUGGUGCUAACAUCCUCGCCGCCGGUCCAUUCUCUGGUGGAUCCAUGAACCCAGCACGUUCCUUUGGACCAGCUGUUGCUGCUGGAGACUUCUCUGGUCACUGGGUUUAUUGGGUGGGACCACUCAUCGGUGGUGGACUUGCCGGGCUUAUCUACGGAAAUGUCUUCAUGAGCUCUUCCGAACAUGUUCCUCUUGAUUCUGCUGAUUUCUAAGCAAACAAGUGAUGAUUUCUUGAUUCAUGUUUCUGUGUUUGAUUCCUUUGUCUCGAUCUUUCUUGUUUUGUUUGGACUUUGUAAUAUUUAUCCAAUUUGUAUGAAUAUCUUUCAUUUAGUGGAUGGCUGUUUUGGUAUUA